UCCCGGAGAGGAGUCAGAGACCUGAACCUCACACUCACUCAUUGAUCCUCCUUUGAGUGUGAGGAGCUGGAGAAGGGCAGACCCUCUCUCUCUCUCUCACACACACACACACACACACACACAGCAGGCUGUGAGCAGGGAUGGUAGCGGAGGAGAUUGUGGUGUCCCUCUCAGGUGGAGCCCCGUGGGGCUUCAGACUGCAGGGAGGAGCAGAGCAGCAAAAACCUCUACAGGUGGCCAAGGUACGCAGGCGCAGCAAAGCCUGCAGAGCUGGACUGAAGGAGUAUGACGAGCUGGUUGCCAUCGGCCAGCAGUUGUGUGCCGAGCUCAGUCAUGCUGAAGCCAUGAACCUCAUAGAUGCACAGAAUGCCACGCUCAGCCUGAGGGUGAAAAGGGCCCCGUCUGGGCUCCACUCCUCGUCUUACUCUGGUCGCUCUGCGUCGCCCCGCUCCUCCACCAGGGUCCUGUCUCCAACCGCGGCCCCCUUGUCCUCCCAUCGCUCCUCCCUCCUCUCCCCCACCGGGAUAACCAGGGGCAUCACUUCCCCUCCAGACAGCGAGGCGUACUACGGGGAGACGGACAGCGACGCGGACACACAGUUGCACACGCAGCGACGUCAACGCCGCACGCCUCCUCACGCACGCUCACCUGCUCGCUAUGACAACCAAGAGGAGGAGGAGACCUCAGAGAUGAGCGGGUAUGAGAGCGCCACAGAUGCAGGGCUCUCCACGCAGGGCCAGUGGGAGGCUCAGUGUCUCCCUGGCGUCCCUCGCAGAGAGCUCAUCUACCAGCCCCUCCAGGCCGAGUGGACCACUCCAGAACACACCCCGCACACUCUGACCCCUCACACACUCACACCAACCCCAGACCAGGGGCUGGUGGAAGCCGAGGGAGAGGGGGACAGCGGCUUCCAGGAGGUGGCGGGCUGCAUUGGGCUCCCCUGCCCGCCGCUUGUGUCUCCUGAGCGGGCGAAAGAGGCUCUGAUGUUGAGUAAACAUCUGGUGCCCAUGGUGGGACCACAGCUGACCCCUGUGAGCGACGAGCUCUCCACCACUUACAUGGACAAAGCACGGCAAGCCAGGUCAGAUCUAAGUGGACACACAGUCCCACAAGUCGUGUACGCAGAGUUGCAGCGUGGGGAGAGUGUGGUGGAGAAACAGGUGAAGGAGGCUCGUACCAAAUGCCGCUCUAUUGCGUCGUUGCUGACUGAUGCUCCCAACCCCAACUCGAAAGGGGUGCUUAUGUUCAAGAAACGCCGGCAGAGGGCCAAGAAGUACACGCUGACCUGCUUUGGCAAAGCUGAGGGAGAUAGAGGAGGGGAGACAGAAGGAGAGACAGGAGGGGAGACAGAGGAGGAAGGAGGGAGCUCUUUCCUUAGUGGCUCAGAAGUUGACGAAGAGGGAUUCUCAGCAUCAUUUGACCCUACGUGGGAUACCGGUUAUCUAGACCUGCUGGACAGGAGAAGCUCUGCCUGCCCGUCAACCACACCUACUACUCCAACAACGCCUACAACCAAUCACAAUUUAGGGCUGGACAUCUCAGCCUAUCAGACUCCAGGCCUUGGGACCUCUGUCAAUCAAAGCCCAGGGUUGGAGGUCUCAGGGCAGGAAAGCUCAGCCUAUCAGGGCUCAAGGCUGGACAGCAGCAUCACGAAGCAGCCAAUCAGUAACUACCCUGCGCACAUGUCUCCUCCAGCUGUUGCCUUGACCAAUGGGGGGUCGGUAGCUGUAAGUCGGGCUAGUGUUGUUCUGAGCCCGCCCUCUCAGACACCCCUUCUGAGCCAAAACGGGCAGAAUGGCAUGCUAAAUUCUAGUUCCAACCCUGAUCUGAGCCCGAUCACAAACUCAGAUCAUCACAUGAACGCCAGCCUCAGUCCUAAUCAAGGGGUUCUGAACCGCACCGCACGGCCCUUCACCCCAGGCCCUUCAUCUUCUCGUGCAUCUGUAACCUCUGUGAUGUUUCGCCCUCCCCAACCCAAACCCACAGCCGUGACCAUGGUGACUAUCCAGCCUACUCGCCAUCCAUCAGGGCCUGAUGCGAGGAGAGCCGUGUCUAGCACCUCUCUGUACAUCCCUCCAAGAAAUAACACCAGCAACACUCCCCCCUCUGUUAACUCUCCCCCAUCAGCUCUCUCCCCACCAUCCUCUCUGUCCUCUGCACCUUUUGUCCAGCCUGCUGCAAAUCCGCCAACAUUUUACCAUCAGCCUGCAGUGCACGCUUCCCCCUCCACCCAGUUCUCUCCUCCUGCAGCUCAAAAUACCCUGGUGUAUCCAUCACCUGCUCAACCCUUCUCCCCUCCAGCUUCACAGCCAUUUCCCUCUCAUCCUGCUCCUACUUAUCCACCUCCCUCCACCUACAUUUCUCCCAUCUCCCCUCCCCAUCCCCCAGAUUUUACUCAAGCUUCCUUCCAUACCCAACCGAUCCCUCCAGCUCAUCCUCCACCUCCCCCUGCCCAACCUUCUCCAUCUCCAUCUCCAUCUGCCCACCCUUACAUCAACAUGACAGGUGCAGAGACUCCUGGUCCGCAUACUGCCAUGGCAUAUGCCUCACCUCCCCAGCCUACAGCCUCCGAUUCACUGGUGACACGUGAGCAGCGCAUCUCAGUCCCAGCCGCUCGCACCGGCAUCCUGCAAGAUGCCCGUCGUCGCAGCAGCAAGAAACCGAUGUUCUGUGCAGUCCAGAAUAAAGAUGUUAAUCCAAACCCGGACUUAAUGUCGAUGGUCCAGAACAUGGAUGACCGAUUUGUGAGAGCUGCACCCAGUGGGGAGACCGGACAUGAGUCAGGGCCUGAGGAGGACUGGCUGAGGUUGGGAGCAGAGGCCUGCAACUUCUUGCAGGCUCAGCGGGGACCUAGGCCACCUCCUGUAGCUCCGAAACCACAAGCUUCUCCAGUGCCACAACUGGCGGGGAAGGGAGGUCAGCUGUUCGCCCGCAGGCAGAACAGAAUGGAUCGGUACAUUGUGGAGCGAGCCCCCUCUGUUGCUGCAGCACCUUACUCCCCCGCCCAGACGAGGGAGCCCUCACCCACGCCUUCUCUUCCUGCCACCUGGAAAUACUCGUCCAACAUCCGUGCUCCUCCUCCCAUCAGCUACAACCCACUUCUCUCUCCCUCCUGCCCUCCAAAAGCCCAGAAGAAGCCUGAGGUGGCAAAGUCUUCACCAGCUGGAUCUAAAGGGCACAAAGCGGGCAUCAAGCCUGUGGACAUUAUGAGCCACCAGCCCUACCAGCUCAACUCUUCUCUGUUCAGCUAUGGGGGUGGGGUUCCCCAGGACACUUCCACCUAUCAGCAGCAGCAGCAGCAACAGCAGCAGCGGGGUCCUCAGAAGACAGCACGAGUAUAUGAAGUGAAGCGCUUCUCUACACCCCCACCGACAUCCACAGGGCCUGCCCUCAAAGUCAUUGUACCUCGAUCAGCCACGACACUUGGAGAACCCCUGUGGCGCUCUGAAGUCACAUCCCCUCCACCUAACCCCACCCCCUUCCAACCCUUUCAAUCUCAACCCCAUCCUCACCAACCUCAGUGGGCCACCUCCCCACUGUCUCCCCAACCUCCCCCUGCUCCUACUGCUCCACUCCCUCAGCUCCCCACCUUCUCCUCUGCUCCUGCUCCACACCAAGUCCAGUCCCCUACUUUCUCCCACUUUCAGGCCCCCAGCAGUGCCCAGUCCAACAGGCAGUUUAAGAGCGCCCCAGAUCUGAGUCCUCUGAACCCUGCUGGUGCCUCUCGGCCGGCUUCAAGCAGCACUCAGCCUCCCAGGGUGCCCCGGCCCAGGUUCAGCACUUCCAACCUGGGUUUGCAGCCUUGUGUUUGGCGCCCUGGAUCCAGCACACACUGAACAGACACAAACCACGGCUCUAUUGGAACAUAGAGCAACAUUUUCGUAAUAAAUCCAUGUGUUUUUAGUUUUGCAAUAUUGUUAUUCAAGCUUGCAGCUUGGGGUUUUAUCAGCCACGAUUGUUCACAAGAUCUGCUUGAAUCGGCCGCCCACGUAGCACAUGUUAUCACUUGCUUUUAAUCUUUGGUUGUAGUUAAAGGGAACACCGUGUUUUGCAAAGGAAACCUGAGAGAAGUUUAAAAAAGGAGCUGAACAGCAGAUAGGAAAGGAUAGAAAGACAUGUGGGAGGAAACUGAAAUAAAGCUCUGUAAAUAUUGUACUGAUUGAUGAAAAAUUAAGUUUAAAGUCAGAAAAGAAGAAUAGAGGACGUGAAAAGACAAGACUGUCGUAAGAGAGAUGUAGCCGAUGAUAGGAAAAGGUCAACAGGAAAGCACAGGAAGCACUGAUGAAGUUUCAUGUUUAACUUCACAAUCGUUUUGUUUGUUUCUUGAUUUUAGGUUGCCAGCUUUACACAUGGACAGGGACUACAGAUGAAAAUUAGCAUUUUGGCAAAUUUUCAUGACAGUUAAGUUCAUGAACACACACUGUCCCUGAGAAAUAAACUGACUAAAUACAUUUUUAAAGAAUCUGUAAACACUAUACAGUACAUAUUGCCAUUGUGCUAUAUCAUAUUAGAAAUGUUGCUUACUUUGAAUUUAAAGCUGCUGUAAGUGUUGUUGUCAUUUUAGUGUUGUUAGCAAGCCCCUCCCUCCUCUCUACAUAACCACACUUGCAAAACUCUUGGUCGGAGAAGUCUGGAUCCUGCUAACCUGUGUGUUGCCUGAGCAGACAGACCACCUCUUUAUGGAGCUUUCUGUCCUGAUUGGAUAAAGUGGGCAGGGAUAUGGGAACAUUUCUUUUCUCUUUUACUGGCGGAGGAAAGACAUCGGUUACUGACUAAACAUUAAGGGAAAACUGUUGUAAUCAAGAGCUAUUUAACAAUUAUUUUGAUUCUUAAAAAUAGCGCUUACAGCAGCUUUAAAGUAGCUACAACUAGUUCCUCCUCUGAUAAAGUAUAUAUUCUAAAUAUUUGUGUUUGAUGAUUCUGAGUGCCUUUUUUAGUUGCACUCCGCAGCAGUGUGUGCUUUGUUUUGUGUAGAUUUUCAUGAAGGCCCACGAAGCAGGGAAGCCUUUUACAGUGCACUUGUACACUUCUGAUCUGUUGAUAUGAAACAGGAGAGGUAUAACGCGUCUGUUUAGCUGUGAUUCUUUUCCACAGAGACUGGGAGACUGAAUAAAAAUAGACAUGAGUCACA
Acanthopagrus latus (yellowfin seabream) is the source of this 5131-nucleotide messenger RNA. RefSeq names its product synaptopodin 2-like b (gene synpo2lb). Gene Ontology annotation, molecular function: actin binding. Gene Ontology annotation, cellular component: actin cytoskeleton; nucleus; Z disc. Lineage: Eukaryota; Metazoa; Chordata; Actinopteri; Spariformes; Sparidae. The record is from RefSeq and is a predicted model, not a curated record. The coding region runs from base 141 to 3836 and encodes 1231 amino acids. The transcript is spliced from 6 exons. Gene Ontology annotation, biological process: positive regulation of actin filament bundle assembly.